Messenger RNA from Diachasmimorpha longicaudata, 6608 nucleotides. It is a transcript of the gene Ptpmeg2, whose product is annotated as tyrosine-protein phosphatase non-receptor type 9. Gene Ontology annotation, molecular function: protein tyrosine phosphatase activity. Gene Ontology annotation, biological process: protein dephosphorylation. The record is from RefSeq and is a predicted model, not a curated record. The coding region runs from base 248 to 2218 and encodes 656 amino acids. The transcript is spliced from 7 exons. NCBI's taxonomy places the organism in Eukaryota, Metazoa, Arthropoda, Insecta, Hymenoptera, Braconidae.
UGAAGCAACAGCGUGAUGGUGAAACGAUGUGGAUGUACCCGCCACUGAGUCGCUGAAUAAUCCAUCAAAUCAGCCAUUACUCGGUGAUCACAAUUAACAAGAUGAAUAACACCACAAUGAUCGGUAUUCACCAGUGAGUGAUAAUAUUUUGUUUUGUGUGGCUGUGAUUGUGUGUGUGUGUGUGUUACUGGGGACGCUUUAAAAGUCCCAACACGCGUGGAAUAACACUGUGUUGGUCGGUGGUAAAAUGGCGGCCCCAUUGACUGUCGAACAGGAGCAAGCGACCAAGGAGUUUAUAGAGGCGGUAAACAAAUGUCGAGCUGGUAGACGAGCGAGUCCAGUGUCGUGGAGUACAGCAGUGAAAUUUUUAGCUGCUAGAAAAUUUGAAGUAUCAAGGGCAUUAGCACUUUAUGAACAACAUGAGGCUACUAGACGUCGCGAAGGAUUGGCAACACUUCAACCAAUUCAAGAGCCACUUCUCAGUGAAUUGAGGACUGGAAAAUUCACCGUUUUGUCGUCGAGAGACGGUACAGGUGCGGCAAUUGCUAUUUUUACUGCCCACUUGCAUCUGCCACAGUGCACAACGCAUCAAACUACUCUGCAGGGUGUCGUCUAUCAGCUGGAUGCAGCACUAGAGAGCGCCGAGACCCAGCGCCAUGGACUAGUCUUCAUUUAUGACAUGUCUGACAGCAAAUAUCAGAAUUUUGAUUACGAUCUGUCACAGAAAAUUCUCACCCUGCUGAAGGGUGGAUAUCCAGCUAAACUGAAGAAAGUUCUCAUUGUUACUGCACCGCUGUGGUUCAAAGCACCGUUCAAGAUACUGAGACUCUUUGUAAGGGAAAAAUUGAGGGAUCGAGUUUUUACAGUGUCAAUACCACAGCUGACACUUCAUAUACCACGUGAAUCGUUGCCCAAACGAUUAGGUGGAACAUUGGAGAUACAGCAUGAAGCCUGGCUGUUACACUGUCUCAAGUCCAUGACGAAUCGCGGUGGUGGUGAAUUGUGCGAGGUUGCCCCGCGAGUGGGUAGUCCUCUCUCGCCAACAUCAAAAUCACCAAAUCACCAGAAUGCAAAUGACACACCAACAACCCCAACAAGCCCUGUCUCGGAAAAGCUGAAGAUCAAAAAUGGUGGUGUUACAAUCGGUGACAUUGAGAUAACAAAUGGCGAUUGGAUAGGGAGUGAUGAGGCACCAUCACCCGUUCAGCCCCCCUCAUCAGCGAGUUCGGGUUUCAGUGAUGAUGACAGCCUCCACGGUGAUCCUGGAUUACAAGCCGUCACCAUGGUGCAACUCAUUGAGGCAAUUCAUUCGCGAGGUAGAGCUGGUCUUGUUGCUGAUUACACAGAAAUUCGUCACCGGCCACCGGAUGGAUCUUUCAAUAAUGCCAAGCUUCGGCCAAAUCAGCCGAAAAAUCGUUACACUGAUGUCCUCUGCUACGAUCACUCAAGGGUUUGCUUGUCACAGGUGGAUGGUGAUCCAACAAGUGAUUACAUAAAUGCCAAUUUCGUCGACGGUUACAAGCAGAAAAAUGCCUUUAUCAGUACCCAGGGACCACUGUCCAAAACAUGCGGUGAUUUUUGGCGAAUGGUGUGGGAGCAACAGACACUUGUCGUCGUUAUGACGACUAGAGUUGUCGAGAGGGGGAGAACAAAGUGCGCACAGUACUGGGGGCCUGAGCCUGGGGAUGAGGUAUCGGCUGGAGGCUUUACAGUGACAACUCUAGAGGUGGAUACUAAUGCUGAUUACACGAUAUCCAUGCUACUCCUCACCAAUAACAAGACUGAAGAGUCCAGGGAAGUCUGUCACAUGCUGUACACAGCCUGGCCUGACUAUGGUGUACCACAAUCAGCUGAAGCACUUCUUCAAUUUUUAUCACUUGUCAGACAACAGCAGAAUAAAUUAUUGGCAAGCAGGGGUGAUACAUGGGCGGGACAUCCAAGGGGUCCACCGAUUGUUGUACACUGCAGUGCUGGUAUUGGUAGAACAGGUACAUUCUGCACACUUGAUAUAUGUAUUUCUAGGCUCGAGGACACGGGUACAGUUGAUAUCAGGGGUACUGUUGAAAAAAUACGUGUACAACGUGCAUACAGUAUUCAAAUGCCAGAUCAGUAUGUUUUUUGUCAUCGGGCAUUGGCGGAAUACGCCUUCUCCAGGGGAAUGCUCAGUCAACAGCAUCUUGCCAUGCUACCGCCGACAAUCGAAGAGGAUUCUGAUUAGAAUUUUUUUACCAAAUUAGGGGGUAGGUCGUCUAGUUUUUCAUCCUUAAUCGUUCAGGGUUCUUUUUGACAAGCUGGAGAUCCCAAGGGGUUGGUGGUGGGAAUGACUUGCAGGGGAGGAAAAUUGGGAAAUAAUGUUUUUAUUUAUUGCAGCAAUUCCCAAUUUUUUAUGGAGUUGAUUUUACUUUUGUUGGUUUUUUUGCUGGGAUUUUAUGACGGGGUCCGACGGGGGGGGAAAAAGUUUUGAACGACCUUAGGAUUCGUUCAGAAUUCAAAAAAACGUUGAUCGUGAUCGAUCAAACACAAUUCAAUUUCUUAUCGUCUGUCUCACCCCCACCACCAAAUUCCAUCACUUUUUCUCACUCUUAGUAAUUUUGUAACAGAAAUAAAAAAAUGCUAGCGCCGUACUUUUUGCAAUCGCUGAGUUGUCGUCUAUAACUCUGUAAAUUAAAAGUAUUUUAUACCUGAAAAAAAAGGAUCAAAAAGGCCAGGAGAACAAAUUGAUCGGUAACCAUCAAAUUUUCUAGUCCAGAAAUCAGAAAUUUUAUUUUAUUUCACGAGUGAAAAGAGUGUAGGGUGGGGCAAAAUGAAUACGUUUGAUUUUUCCUCAGAAUUGAUUUGUCAAAAAUGAACACAAUAAAAUUAAUUUUGAUCCAUCGAUCGUCCAAUAAAUUACGAACCUUCAGAAAAAAACAAAAGUCCUCGUAUUGCCCUAUCUCAUGUUCCGAGAAAGAAGAAACUUUUUCAGUGUCGAGCGAGAUUAUCAAUCUCAGGAGAUCUUGUUACAAAGAACGAGAAAGUGGAUCAAAUCAUGUUAUUAAAAAUUAAUUAAAAUUAUCCUGCCAUUGAAAUCAAUUUGCUAAUCCUUGAAGCACACAAUCUGACUGACAAAUUUAGUUAAACAUCAGGUGAAACGUCUAAAUAUUUCGGUUAACAAUAUCAUGCGUUAAAAUGUCCCAUAAGAAUAAAAAUAUUUAUCUCGCAAAGUGGACAUCAGAGAAAAAAAAUUAAGAACAAAGAAUAUAGAUAGUUCAUAUUUUUUUGUUUUAUCUAAACAUCUUUCUACAUUUGAUAUUUUUAUAAUGUGAUAUAUUAACGUGUGAUAUUUCGACAUAUAAAUAAUCGAAAAUCCGAGGUGAUUAAUCUUCCUUCAGCCAGCGUUACAGUGUAUCCAUAACAAAAUAUUGAAGACGCUUCCAAUCGGUUAAAAAACUUCAUGUUCUUUCACUGCAAUAACUGAAUUCCCUAAAAGAAAAUCCCCAAAACUCGGAGGCAAAGAAAAAAUCAACGUUUUUUACGGAAACGUUAUAUUCUUAAUAUUAAAAGCUUCUCAAGCCCAUAAUAGAUUUACUGAGAUCGGUGUAAGAUAAUAGAAACAAACUCUACUUAGUUUUUGCAUCUCUGGAUAAAAAAAAAUAUGAAAAGCAAAAAAAAAAAAAUUACUCGAGGGUGAAUGUGACAAUGUCGAAUUAUUUGUUGAGCCUUGAGGAAAUUUGAGGACUAGUUGCUGUCUGAUGGUGACUUUUUCUGACAUCUGUGAUUCCAAUACAUCUGCUAAACCUGGAGCAAUGAAUCUAAAUAAUAAUUUUAGAUGAUAACAGAGAGAGGAGGAAUAUUUUUCAAAAAAUGGGGGAUUCCAGUAUAUUUUCCGUCGUUGGCUAAUUAUUUAUGUUCUUCCGGGGUGUGGAGGAGUGAACAAGACGUAAAAAUGAGUGAAAUGUCAUUAAGGUUGUUGUCGUGUUAAAUAUUUACUGCAUGUGAAAAAAGUAGCUGCAAAAUUGUCAUUGACUGCGUGAGAUUGUCGGUUUUGAAGUUGAGUUUUUUAACAAUUUUGUAUAGUUUUAGGACUAUUUUUUGCAUUCACUAAAACAGUUGAACUAUUCUAAAUAAAUCGCUACGAAUUACAUUUUUUUAAUCAAUGGCUACCUUGGAAGAAUUCACAUAAUUAAGAAUAGUAAAAAAAUUAAUCGAUUGACCCUUUUGUUUCCGAAAAAUAAUUACAACAAGUUUGUAAAUUUAAAACAUUAAUCUGUCCAUACACAAGGCAAUCAAUUAAGUGAGACUGUGUAUACAUAAACUUUCUACAGACACUGUCGCACGACAACAACCUUAAAUGACGCGUGCAACAAAAUUCAUAACAUAUUGAAACUUCGAUUUUUUAAAAUAAAAUUAUUAAGCCCAAAUUUUCGAGAAAAAAAAUUGAAAUUUUAGCAGUAGAAUCUGGAUUGCCCGUUGACUUUCUUACAAAAAAAUGUGACUACAUUUGCAAUCAUGUAUUGAGUAUUUAUACAUUUGUUAUAAUCCAACUAAAAUGUCUUUCCUUUGUUUUCAUAAAAAAAUCAACAAAUUGACGAUGGAAAUCGUAGAAACGAUGUCCGAAACUAAUUCAUACGAGAAAAUGAGUUUUCGUUGGGCUUUAUGACAUCAUAACUUCGAUGUUAAAAUCCUCAAGUUUAUUCCCUGUCGAAUUUCAUUGAGAUAAUUCUUUAUUAAAAAAUAAUCAUCCAAGUGAAGAGGUCUGACAUGAUAACUCGAGCGAGGCAAGAAUAAUCCAUGAAAUGAAUUAAAUGUACAGAAUGUAUGAGAAAUUCAAUUCGUGAGAAUACGAGAAAAAUCCAAUCUAGUAAAAUAAAAAUGUAAUUAGUUUUUUCAUACGAAAAAACCACCAACGUAUGCAGCAUUUACAGUCUUGCAUAUUGAAUAUUUGUAUAUCCGUUAUGACUUCAUAACUUCAAUGUGAAAAUCUGCCCCCUCGUCCCAGCAGAAUCUAAUAAAAAGGAUGUUUUAUCGACAAAAAGACGUCCAAACAAAUGUUAUCACACAAAAAAAAUUAAGGUUGUUGUCCUGUAAAAUAUUUUCUCGACAGUUUUUGUUUAAAUUAUCAGUACGAGCGGUUGAAAAGAAUUAAGUAAAAACCAACGGCACAAUUUACAUCAUCGAAUACAGUCAAACAAAAUUAAUGGAUUGACCGUUUAGUCCCUUAGUCUGAUCCAUUAGACAUCGCAUAAACUUUUCACAGAGACUGUAGCGCGACAACAACCUUAAGUGAGGAAUGAUUCACGAGGAUAAAGUGGAAAUGUACAGAAUGUAUGACAAAUACCGUUUGUGAGAAUAAUUUACUUCAUUAUACGAAUACGAAAGCUUUCGUUUCACGAGCGAGAGUCCCAAGGGCAUCCUUUAUUCACUAAUCAAUCAAUCAAUCGAAAAGAGUGGAAUGUAUUUGCAGAUUAUCGAAGUGAAAUUUGUUCAGAAAUUUAUAAUUGACGAUUUCAACGAGAAAUUUCACUUCAGACUACACGACACUGAUAAUUCAAUGGAGAGACUAGUGCUUUUACAUCGAAAUUCGAUAAUUCUGUCGAUUUUUAUAUUUUACCCAGAAUUAUUGCACUGAAAUUCUAUUGAAUCGAAUCGAUAAGUGACGGAACCACUCUACAUUAUACUUACGUAAUCAAUCGAUUUAUUUAUUGUAAAUUUGUCUAAGUUAGAAUCGAACCGCUUGAACAAUAUUUUCUUCUCAAUGUUUUCACUGUAAUUCAUGAUCAGUAUUCAACACAAUUUUAAUCAUAAUAUUUUGAUAAUCACGUGCAUGAGAAAUAAUUGAAUGUGAAAAUGACCGACUUUCAAUGAAAUUGUAUUAGUUGUCCAUGAGUUUUAGUAAAUACUCGAUUUCGUGGAAUUUUUACAGAGAAAAAAAUCAACAAAUUCCGAUCAUAUUUUGAUUUUUUUUUUAUUCAUAACAAAAUUGAAAUCCCUUGAAUGAAAAUUCUAGCUAUUUUUAAUGCUUUUUUUCACCGAAAUUGCAAUGAAAAAUCAAUGGGAUUCUCACACAAAUGCUCUGGGUUUUUUCUCUGAUUUGUCUAUCGUACGUGAAACUCUCCCAAUAAAUAUGAAAUCGACAUGGACGAUAACUCGAUUAAUUCCAUUUCACUGCUGUCAUUAUUUUAUUAAUGUAUGUUUGUUAUUGAACUGUACUACGAUAUUAAUUAUACAGUGUAAGUACUUCUGUCGCUGUUUUUUUUUGUUCAACUCGAAACGUGAAUGAGGAACGAGAAAAUUCUGCGUUUAACGAAAUGACGAGUCCACCAGAGAAUCGAUUAACGGAAGAGAUUUUUUCUCGAUUUUUUUGGUAGAUUUAAAGAUCAAAAAACAAGGGAGAGACGGAAAUUUGUGAAUUUUUAGAUCUUUUUUAUAUUUAAAUUAAGAAUAUCACAAAAUUAUUGCAUAAAAGAUGAAUGAGAACGUGAACAAAUUGUAGUUGUUCAAAUGAUGUGUGGAAAAUGUUUGUGAAGAGUGAAAUAAUGGAUAAAAGUUGUAUAUACAUGACCUCGAAAUAGCUAAUGGCACAUAUUGUAUCUCUAAUAAUUAUUUAAUAUAUUGCAGAUAUAAAUGGA